AUGACGGUUCGUGCUCUCCUCCGCCUUCUCUCCGGCCCCUCGUCUUUUUCAAUCUCCAUCCUCGUCAACGGUGGCGUGCCUCAUCCAAUUCUCCAAUACCCAAUGGAUAUGGACGCCGCCCGCUCGGCAGCCCCCUGCCGCCGGCUUGCGCUGCACCCGCCGGCCUCCGCCCCCGCAGCCCUCGGGAUCAGCCCCACCCACCGCGUCCCCGGCCGCCGCCGAGCGCCUUCCACGCCGCCCUCGGGCUCAUCCCCGACCACCGCGUCCCUGCUGCCCACGGGCUCCGCCCCCGCCACCGCCGCCAUCCCCGCUGCCGAGCGUCAUCUGCGAAGCCAUUGUUUGGGUGAAGAAAAUCGCUGCAUCACGUGGUUGAUUUCAUCCAGGAAGGCCGCUUCUAAGGUUCUAAGACUUUGUACAGUUUACAGACUUUUGCAGACUUUGUACAGUUUACAGACUUUUGCAGACUUUGUACAGUUUAGAGGACUGAAUCACGGCGUCUGGGUCCACGUGGACGCGGCCUACGCCGGCUCCGCGCUGGUGUGCCCGGAGUUCGGUCACGUGAUCGACGGCGUGGAGUCGGUGGACUCGUUCAGCAUGAACGCACACAAAUGGCUCCUGACCAACAACGAUUGCUGCGCCAUGUGGGUGAAGAAGCCAUCGGAGCUUAUCGCCGCACUGGGUACGGAGCAGGAGUAUAUCCUCAAGGACUCCGCCUCAGAAGGCCAUGAGGUGGUGGACUACAAGGACUGGACAAUGACAUUGACGCGCCGGUUCCGUGCGCUCAAGAUGUGGCUCGUGCUGCGUUGCUACGGCAUCGACGGCUUGCGCGAGCACAUCCGCUCCCACGUGCGCAUGGCCGAGGCGUUCGAGAACAUGGUGAGGGCCGACGAGAGGUUCGAGGUUGUAACGGAUAGGCAGUUCGCCUUGGUGUGCUUCCGUCUCCGGUCUCCUGAGAAGUAUGGCGGUGAGAAGACGGCUAACGAGCUGAACAGGGGCCUCCUUGAGGAGGUGAACGCGGUCAGCUUGGGACCGUACAUGAGUUCCGCAAGUGUAGGUGGCAUGUACAUGCUCAGAUGUGCCGUCGGGAGCACGCUCACGGAGGAGCACCACGUCAGCGAUGCUUGGAAGGUCGUCCAAGAUCGGGCUGCGUCGAUCCUUCGCAAAAUGGAGAUUAUCUACAGCGUGCUUGGUUAAAAGAUGGAUGCGCUUCUUCAAGUACAAUCUUCUUGGAGACGAACGUACGUAAUUAUUUACAAGGUCCGCCUGGAUUGGGCCGAUCGAAAUGGGGAUCCGUAUGUCGAUUUGUAUGUCAUUCUUCCAUCAUGUAUGUACUUUAUUUACACACGCACAUGUAGUUUACAUCUUUUUGCUCUUUGAGUUCUCAAACAAAGGUGUACUUGGGAACUGAGAUGUAUGGUAACGUAUAAUACAGUAUAAACUCGUUCAACGGUUAUAA
This is a messenger RNA of Brachypodium distachyon (stiff brome), 1456 nucleotides long. Its product is annotated as tyrosine/DOPA decarboxylase 5. Gene Ontology annotation, biological process: amino acid metabolic process. The record is from RefSeq and is a predicted model, not a curated record. The transcript has 4 exons. Bases 1 to 1194 code for a protein of 397 amino acids. Gene Ontology annotation, molecular function: carboxy-lyase activity; pyridoxal phosphate binding. Lineage: Eukaryota; Viridiplantae; Streptophyta; Magnoliopsida; Poales; Poaceae.